Trichomonas vaginalis G3 is the source of this 528-nucleotide messenger RNA. Its product is annotated as protein of unknown function, DUF4106 family. The record is from RefSeq and is a predicted model, not a curated record. Lineage: Eukaryota; Parabasalia; Trichomonadida; Trichomonadidae. The annotation marks the transcript as partial. The transcript has a single exon.
AUGCUUAAAGAAGACUAUGGUUACCCAGAUACUCUUGACUUUAGUGACAGAUAUAAAGAAGCUAUUAGAAAGUUCAAGGAAGGAAAUACUGACCCGAACCUAUUUAGCUUUAUGGCUCAGCACCAAAUGGGAUAUAAUUUCAAACCUGGAAAAUACAAGCUCGCUAAGGGAUAUGAUUUAAUAGCAUAUCAUCCAAAUGACAUGAACGAAUUUACUCCGAGAUAUUUGGUGUCAGAGCUAAAUGACAAUUCAACUCUCUUCAUGAAACGCGUAAAAAAUAGAGACGGAACGAAAGAAGAAAGGUUUAUGAGUCCGGAUGACUUAGAUAGGGAACUUGUUAAAAACGGUCUCGGAAUAUAUGAAAUGCCAGCAGAUGAGGUACAAGAAACUCCACAGGAAGAAGUUCAGAUACAACCAGACAUGGAAGAAAUAGUUCAGCAACAACAGCUAGAAGAGCCUGAAGGAAACGAACAAGUCCCUCCUUUGGAAACUAACUUCACAGAACUAGAUGAAGAUUUGGAACAGCCG